CAGUGGUAUGCAUAUUGCCAGGAAAGCUAUCUGUUAGCGAUCGUAGCGCUAUGCAGCCUUGCGACUUAGCUGCUGCAUUCACAAACUGUAACGACCUUGCAAUGAAUCGAUAGCAAGAUGAGCUGACAACAACCGCUCUGUGUAUCACCUUUAACUGCACUCGACUUAUCUGCUGGAGCUCUUUUUGCAAACAUCCCAUCAGUUUUGUACAAUGUCUGCUGAGAACAGCUCACUGGUAGCAUCCGGUGUCGGGCCAUCUGCCACAGACGCAGAAACUCAUAAGGAAUCCAUUUCUGCUCUCAAGCGCAAAGCAUCUCCUCCGCCAGAAGAUGCCGUUCUCCAGUCACCGAAGCGGACGCGGCCAGACAAUGCGGCAGAGCGACGAGGAUCAGCGGGAUCGCCACCAUCGCGACAGGACCCAACCACAGAGCGCCGGCCGCAAUCAUCCAAGGAAGAGGAGAGGAAACGUGGGAAGCGGUUAUUCGGUGGUUUGCUGAACACCCUAAGUCAAACCACUAUCAGCUCCCAGCAGAAAAAGCGACAGGAGAUUGAGCGACGACAGCAGGCAAAAAUGCAACACCAGCGAGCCGAGGAUGACAAGCAACGCCAAGAGAAGCUUGCCAAGCUCAACGCUGUCCGGAAAGUGGAACAGGUCAAGUUUGAUGAGCAAGUCAUGCAAACACGGCAUUCCCAUAUGCUCGCGACGGCACGCUUCAUACAUACCAAAACCGAGCCCAAGAUAUAUUACCUGCCCUGGGAGCCCACGGCAGACCAAGAAGACAUCGUCAAGGACCAGAUCCGCGACGCAGAAAAGGCGGUUGAAAAAGAAGCCCGUGAGUUCAAGCAACGGAAAGAUGAGUGGAUGAGGGCACUGGGCGUCCUGGUCGUCGAGUCUUCGGAUACACAGAAGCCUGCGCCCGAGCCUGAGGCUGCUCACGAGGAAACAGUGGGUAAAAGUGCCGAAGCUCCUCAAACCUUGACUGAGUCUACUAAUCCUACCUCCCCCGCUGCACACACAACAAAUUCCAACAAGGUUGGUCAAGAAAAGGAGUCGGACGAGACUGGUGACGUUAUGGUCGAGGAAGAGGAGGACACGGUGAUUUACUAACUUGCCUUGUUUCCGGUCGGGCCGCUUCUUCGGCUUCCGUCCUGGUCUGUAGUAUUUAAGCAUGAUCUUGGUGCUUUGGGGACUUUCUUGUCUUGCAGCAUGAGAGAACCGGUGAAGGGAGAUUCGUAUUCAUCCAGGUUUGAUGAUCCACGAUUGGGAAUGGGAAAUUGGAGCCAGUACCGGCUUGUCUUUGUUUUGGAGAAUAGUGGUAUCCAAAUCUCCAUGUCCACAGGCGGUCGAUUCCAGGAAUUUGACCUUGAUAUGUGAAUCUGGUGUUGAAGAGCCGGUUCUGAACAUCUUACGAUAUCUUAUGGAGAAGCUUUAGGCGGUCCACUCUAGCGACCGAGUCAAUGGCCACCCGGGCUCUGCGCAAGCCAGGGUGCGGGCAAAUCCUGCGUGGUAAGAAGACAUAGCCGCUCUUGAAACGUAGGUACUGGAGGUCUGAGACGGGUGAGAUGUCUACU
Molecule: messenger RNA, 1572 nt
Organism: Pseudomassariella vexata
Lineage: Eukaryota; Fungi; Ascomycota; Sordariomycetes; Amphisphaeriales; Pseudomassariaceae
Product: pinin/SDK/memA/ protein conserved region-domain-containing protein
Exons: 4
Coding region: 212-1108 (298 amino acids)
Cellular component (GO): catalytic step 2 spliceosome
Source: RefSeq, a predicted model, not a curated record